Dufourea novaeangliae is the source of this 1965-nucleotide messenger RNA. RefSeq lists its product as uncharacterized. The record is from RefSeq and is a predicted model, not a curated record. Lineage: Eukaryota; Metazoa; Arthropoda; Insecta; Hymenoptera; Halictidae. The coding region runs from base 1 to 1965 and encodes 654 amino acids. The transcript is spliced from 8 exons.
AUGAAUGUUAAUACUGUUGACGAUGAAGACGAAGAUAUCAUUAUACAGGGGACUCCCCUAUAUGAACAUUUACACCGGUUAGGUUAUACUGAUUUCGAAAGUGUAACGAUAGCAAAAUCAGUACUCAAGAAUAAAGAGAUAAAUUCUAGAUUUAUUGGUUUCAUACAGUAUAUUAAAAAUGCUUUUAAGAAAUUGUUUGUUAUAUAUUCAAAAACAAAUCAGGAUGACAGUGUAUCCAAGAAGCAAGUAUCAACCAUUUUAGAUGCAAAAGUUCUUUUAAACGAUCAUGCAUGUAUAAUUCAUAGAUUUCGUGAUAAAUAUAAUUGUAAACCAUGGAGGUCCAUUGUAUCGAAAUUCCUGUUAUCAGGUGUAAUCUUGUCAUCUUCAAUAUAUAUUCCGUAUACUUCUGGGUAUAAAAAUUCAAUGAGAUUGUUUGUAUUGUUUAUGGUACUUCAUGCUGGUUACAUUGAGUGGACAAGAGUAGGUGCACAUAAGAAUUUAAAGACUGUUAUAUCUUUACAAAAUGAUUUGUUUCUCUUGUGUAAGAAAGGCCUUAAAAUCUUAAAGUAUGGAUAUAAAGUAAAAUUACGCAAAGACCAAUGUUCUCAGCAAUUUUAUGGUCUGACAGUGGAUAGACUGAAGUAUUUGCAACCUAUCAUGGAAAAUGUAGUGGCAUGCUUGGAACAUGUUUCGUUGACUUAUUAUUGUAUCUGUUCGAUUCUCAUAAAACUAUUACCAAUAAACAUGUCUCACAAAGAUUUGCUGACCGAAUUCAAGACUGAAUCGUUUAAGAUAUGUGGUGAAAUAAAUUAUCAAAAGUUAAAGACUUUGUAUCACAUUUACAUCCUGGUUCAGUCAGAGAUGCUGCACUUACUAGCUACUUCAUAUGACAGUCAUACGUGGCAAGAAUCUUGCAAUAAAAUUCCUGAGUUCAAAUUAGCUUACAUCGUUGACUUUUUAAACAAAUAUUUAACAAUACGUAAAGGUAGAUUGUCGAACAUCAUUCAUGCCUACUACAGUUUCAAAGUAGAACCAAUUUCAUACACACACAAAGAAUCUACUUCAUCUCAUUGGCAGGAUUUAUAUAUGCAUUUGUACUUAGCCUCCAAUAGAUUACAAGUAGCUCAUGGUCAUAUAUUGUCAGUACUUCAAAAUAUUGACGAUAAUACCACUGAAAACACGGAAAAUAAAACUGUUGUAGAAGAUACAUUGCAGAAACUGAACCAAGCUCAAAAGGAUCUUGAAAAUGCAAAAGAUUUUAUUGAGUUCAGUUCUUUGUAUCUUCUAAAAACACAAAUACAUGACCACACAGAAAAUCAUUCAGAAAUGAAUAUGUUGGCACCAAUAAUAGAUGGUGAUAUCCCUAUUGUACAUGAUUCAGAACCACUAAUUAUGGAUGAAGUCUUUGAAGAGUACAUCAAAGAAGAAUACUUGAAACCUUUAAUCGAGGAAAGUGACGAGAUCCCAUUAUACAACUAUAAGCGAGAUAAAUCAUUGUUUAAGAAUUUUAUGAUUGAACUGAAAGAUGUUCUGGUUGAUAAACAAAGAUCUAUGUCUGAAAGGGAAUUAAAAGCAUUGCACAGAAUGCAUAAAAGUGUAAUUAGUGAGACUGCUUUAGAAAAUAAGUUUCAGAUUCCUAGACCCCCAUCAAUGCCUUCGCUCGGUACUUUCUACACAUUAGAGGAGGAACAGAUUGCAGCUGAUAAAGAUUGUAACAAUACGAUAAAAGAGCAAUUGAAUUAUUCAACCGAAGAGUCUAAAAUCAUUACACGAACAUUUGAAUGCGAACAAGAUGAGAAAGGGGAUGAUCAUUUUCUUGAACAUAAAUCUCCCAUUUCUUUCAUACCGCUACCAAGAAAUAAAGAGUUUACAACAUUUUUACCGCCGUUGUUUUUGAAAACCGGUGAAGAAACGUUUACGGGUAGCGGUGAAAAUUCUGAAGAUGAAGUCAUUGACAUACAAUGA